This is a messenger RNA of Daphnia pulicaria, 1727 nucleotides long. RefSeq lists its product as uncharacterized. NCBI's taxonomy places the organism in Eukaryota, Metazoa, Arthropoda, Branchiopoda, Diplostraca, Daphniidae. Bases 168 to 980 code for a protein of 270 amino acids. The transcript has 4 exons. The record is from RefSeq and is a predicted model, not a curated record.
UCAGCUCCAGACCUCCAACAGAACUUGUCGACUUUUAAUUGAAGAAAACUCGGCAGGUGCUGCAAAUUUUUGCCGCUAAGAAAUUAAUAGCAAAAGGAAAUAGCUGUGAUUAAAAUACGGUCAAGUUUCGGUUUCGCUAAAAUUUUAUUACACGGUUAGUUUAAAAAAUGAAAAGAUCGAUUGGAAUUUUGGUUUCGUUGACUUUCGCUCUAACAGCUGCUCGUCCUAGUCAAGAAACAACAACCGAAAUUUCCGACGAAGCAGAAACCGAAAAACAGUUCAAAGAAAAUGCCCUGAGCAAUGCUGAUGGCGAACAUCCUCUUUUCUCGGGAUACGAAGAAGGCUAUCCAAAUUACCAGCAACUCGCUGAGUAUGGUCAGCAAGGAACAGGAUAUGGCGGCCACGGUCCAGAGGCCGUCGGCGUGACCGGCGAUGUCUUGAAGCCAGCAAACAACGCUGGGUGGAAUGGAGGAGGUCUCUCAUCGCAAGUUUUCCCCGAGGAAAGUCAAGAGCCGUUUAAUCUUCUACCUCCAACCCAUCAGCAAGCGUUGGCCCCAUUAUUCCAAAAUCACGAAUCCUCGCCACCUUUCCCACCGCAACAAGGGUUCCCGUUUUACCCGCAAGAAGAAGCUCCGACAUUUCCAGCAACGCCUGAGACGUCUCCAUUUUUUGAAAACGCAACUCCGUUGGUAGCGCCAACACUUCAGGGAAACCAGACUCUGCAAGAGAACCAAUCAAGUCCCGACUCCCUCAUCGGAUCACUGUGGCAGCUUUUGAAUAACUCUCAAAAAGGGAACGCAACGGCUGGCGGAGCGGGAAGUGGGGCCGUUCAAAACGGCUCAGCCACAGGCUCAGGAACAGGUGUCGCUAACGUCGGAUUUGGUGGGUUUGGCAUUGGCUUGGGAAUCGGAGGUGCAAUUCAGACCCCGCUCGGAAAUUUGGCCUUUGGACAAGGCAGCGGAAUUGCAGUUGGAAGAUAAAGCUCAAUAUUGCCCAGGUGGUUUUUCUCUCAAGAACAUGUUAACUUGUUGACACACGUAUAGACUAACCAAUAAUUGUGUAUACGUGUGUACAAACAAAAGUUGCGAUUGUGGUUGUGGCUUUCUUACUGCUGGUCAUGCGGUCGUCCUCGGUUGAUAAUACCGUGCCCUUGGUCUGUAUAAUGUUUUCAGGGAAAAUACACGACUAAAUAACUGGUCUAAUCUGGUGUCAACUCAUUCUAAUUGGUUAGAUUGAUUAUUUACAAUUAAAAAAUUCUAAUAAUUGUAGGAGAAAUAAUAAUUUGAAAAGUUGCCAAAGAAAGAACAAGGAUGUCAAGAAAACCCCAUCGUUAUAAGUACCGAUUUCUCAACGUUAUAAUAAUUAAUCCCACCCCGCGUAUCCGGGAAAAGAGAAAUUUCCCAGGGCGACCAUUUUGAGUAGCCAAAUGAAUAUGUGUGUCAAUGGUAUUUCCCAGACUUUGACAGACGUCAACUGAUGAGCCCAUUUCCGGAUUUUUAACAAAUGAAUUACGUUACAUAGACAAGCUGAAAGGAGAUCCGCCGAAUAUCACAAUGCGUUUCGAAUCGCAUGUUGUCUGAACAAUAAAUCGUCAGUCGACAGUCCAAUGCAAGGCUAGUUGUUAUAAAUGGACCUUGAGCUAAUAAGAACGCAGUUGCCGUAGUGUCGAGACUCGAGACCGUGUGAGUCACAGUUCUCUCCCCAAAAGAAGACAGGGUUAUUCCUUU